Molecule: messenger RNA, 1926 nt
Organism: Parasteatoda tepidariorum (common house spider)
Lineage: Eukaryota; Metazoa; Arthropoda; Arachnida; Araneae; Theridiidae
Product: kelch-like protein 10
Molecular function (GO): protein binding
Source: RefSeq, a predicted model, not a curated record
UUAAUGUCAUUGUGCAGUCCGUAUUUUCGAGCUCUUUUCACUUCAAGAAUCAACGGGCAUCAGCCUAGUAGAGAGUACACAAUUCCAGGAAUCAGCACGGAUAUGUUAUCACUUGUCAUCGACUUCACAUACACAGGCAAAACAGGAGUUACGGAGGAAAACGUCACAAGCUUACUUCCGACAGCGGAUCAGUUCUGCGUUGCGAGAAUGGUACAAGAUUGCGCCAAUUUUUUGAUCGAGAAAAUGAACUCGGAGAAUUGCAUCGGAAUCAGACAACUUGCGAGGAAUUAUUUUGUGCUUGAGUUGGAUAAGGCAGCACAUAAAUACCUGAUAAGUAAUUUUGAAGAAAUAGUUGAUCAAAGUGAGGAGUUUUUGGAGUUGUCUCUGGAAGAUGUUAUGGAUCUAUUGAAUUCUGAUAGGAUCAACGUGCGGAAGGAAGAAAGAGUCUGGGAAGCCGGUAUCAAAUGGAUAGAUCACAGGCCAGAUGAGAGGAAACAAUACAUAGAUUCCAUUCUGAGAUGCAUUCGCCUGGGUCUACUUGACAGACAGUAUUUCAUAGAAAAUAUUCAUGUUCAUCCAUAUCUCGAAAACAACGAAGCGUGUAAGGACAUAGUGAGGGAAACAUUGGAAUUUUGGUGUGAUUUCGAUACAAUCAUCCAAAAGGAGGAUGAAGUGCGGAUGCCAUUUCUUGCAACUCCUAGAAUACCUCAUUCGAUCCUUUUUGCAUUUGGGGGAUGGAGUGGAGGAUCUCCGACUAAUUUAAUUGAAACAUUCGACACGAAAGCGGACAGAUGGAUAAAUAUAGAAGAGGUCGAUCCGGUUGGUCCCCGGGCUUACCACAAGCUGGCUGUGAUAGGAACUGACAUCUAUAUAAUUGGUGGCUUCAAUGGGAACCAAUAUUUUAACAGCUGCCGUCGAUUUAAUGCUGUAACGAGAGAGUGGAAAGAAGUAGCACCAAUGCAUACAAAAAGGUGUUACGUGAGCGUUGCUUGUUUGAAUAACAUAAUAUAUGCACUAGGAGGCUAUGAUGGUUAUUAUCGACAAAAUAGUGCGGAGCGAUAUAGUUCUGAAACAAAUCAAUGGACGUUUAUCGCACCCAUGAAUCUUCAGCGAAGUGAUGCCAGUGCUACAACAUUAAACGGCCUUAUUUACAUCGUUGGAGGCUUCAAUGGCAUCGAGUGCUUGUCGACGGCCGAGUAUUAUUGCCCGAUGUUUAAUCAAUGGACACUGGUAACAGGGAUGAAUCAGAGAAGGUCAGGAGUGUCAAUAAUAGCUCACCAUGGACAUAUAUAUGUAUUAGGUGGAUUCAACGGUGAAUCACGACAUCUAAAUGGAGAAAAGUAUAAUCCCACAACGAACGAGUGGAGCCCAAUUCCUGAUAUGUUAAAAGCAAGGAGCAAUUUUGCCAUAGAAGUAACUGAUGAUAAAAUCUUCGUAAUUGGUGGAUUUAAUGGCCUGUCCACCAUAGGCAAUGUCGAAUGCUACGAUGAUCGCGAAGAACUGUGGUGUCCAGCUACAACAAUGUGUGCUUUCCGAUCAGCCUUGGCCGCCUGUGUUAUAUCCGGUCUACCAAAUGUCGACGAUUACAUAUACAAACAAAGAUGGAAUUUGUUGGAAGAGAGGCGCCAAAAGCUGUUACAACAGCAAGCCAUCAACACAGCCAUGGCACGCCAACUUGCAUUUCUUAGCGAUGAAGAAUCUGCGGAGGAUGAAGAAAACAUGGAAUAGACUACUGUAAAUAGGCAAGCAUUUAAAAUGUCUCUUAAAAUUAAGCUUUCUGUUUUUCAAUAUAGUUAGGAUAUUGAAAAUGGAAUAUUAAAAAUCCAAUUUGCCAUACCAAUUUAUGUUUCGAAAAAAGGAGAAUACGACGCACGUCGAGAAAGGAGCAGAAUAGACUAGUUUAAUUAGUCAUUAGAAUUUUUCAAU